CCCCCCGCGCGGCGCGCUGGUCGGAUGCUGCGCAGGCGCAGUCGGGACCUUUUUCGGGAACGUUCUGUCUCGCAACAACCUUCCUCUGCAAGGGAAAUCCUGUCAGGCUGCCUGGAGUUUCUUCUCGUUGAGACAAGAGUUGUAGCUGUGGGAGCACAAGGGCAGAACAGACUGCUCCGAGCUGCAGGAGAGGGACUGCCAGGAAGACCUUCAUCCCUGCAGCGCUGCUGCUAAGAGUUAGGAACCUGCUGCCUCUCCUCUCUGUUUCUUUUGAUCUCCUGGAGAGGAGAGAUGGCGGAGUUUGACACCAGUUGGACAGCCUAUACCAGGAACUAGAUUUAUUGCAUUCAAAGUACCUUUAAAAGGGUUCUGAGUCCUGUCUGCUUGAAUAUCUUGUCAACAAAGGAACUGAGAGGCGGUUGAGGUUGCUGCAUCUUUUGCCACUGUAUUUAUCGGUUAUGGCUGAGCCUGUGUCAAAAGGCUCUCACAAUGGACGAGCGUGCUAUUCAGAGAAAAUCCAGUCUUGCGUAUAUGAGCCAUUUUCAUACCUAGAGUGAAGAACACAUUUCAAAAAACACAGCUACAAUAGGGCAAUUAACCAGAGGCUUACCCCAACACAGAAAUUUACACCAAAAGACUUAAUUGCUGCAAUGAAAGCCCUCAAUGUGGAGCUUGGAUUAAUUAUUGAUUUAACGUAUACCACACGAUACUAUGAAGUUAAGGAUUUACCUAAAAGUGUGCAGUAUAAGAAACUUUAUACAGUUGGACUUGAAGUUCCUGAUAAUGCUACUAUUCUACAGUUCAAAAAAUGGGUCAGAAAAUUCCUGUGGGAAAAUGCGGGAAAUGAGAAACUCAUUGGCGUUCACUGUACUAAUGGAAUUAAUAGAACUGGCUACCUUAUAUGUAGAUAUCUUAUAGAUGUUGAAGGCUGGGAUCCAGAGGCAGCAAUUCAAGCUUUUGGUGAUGCUAGAGGUCAUCGCAUGGAUGGUCUUGUGUAUCUCACAGAUCUCAGAACACAACCAAUGAGAAGUAACCUUGGAAUGGAUGUAUGGGAUUCAGAUGAAGAAAUUAUUCCACCACCACAUGCAAUGGAAGGACCUGCAGAGCGGUUCCCAAAUGAAGAUUUUCAGGGGUCUGGGAAAAGAUUAAGAAUUUAUGAUGACCACUCUCACAAUGAUUUGCAAGGACAGAUGCAGUUGAGAGAUUUUGAUUUCAUUAAUAAGGGACCUGGACAAAGACGAAGACCAUUUCAUGACCAUCAGACUCAGGAUGAUUUAAGAGCACCAAUGCAGAUGAGAAAUUGGGACUACAAUAGGGGACCAGGACAGAGGCGAAGACCCUUUCCUGAUCAUCAGUUUUAUGAUGAUUAUCAAGAAGACACGCAGCUGAAGGACCUAGACUUCAGUAACAAGGGACCUGGACAAAGGUUGAGACCUUUUCACGGACACCAGUUUCAUGAUGAUUUACAGGCAGAGAGACAAUCAAGGGGCAUUGAAUUUAACAGAGGCCGUGGACAAAGGCAGAGAUCUUUUCCUGAUCAUCCAUCUCGCAAUGAUUUGCAGGAAGACAGGCAGCCAAAGGAUUUUGAUUUUGGUAGCAGGGGCCGUGGCCAGAGACGAAGACCAUUCCAUGACCACCACUCUCGUGAUGAAUUUCAGACUCAGAUGCAGUCAAAAGAGCUAGAUUGUGUUAACAAAGGUCCUGGCCAAAGACUAAGAUCUUUCCAUGACUAUCAGUCACAUGAUGACUUACAGCCACAGAUGCAAUUGGAAGAUUUUGAAUUUGGUAAUAGGGGUCGUGGACAGAGGUUGAGACCUUUCAAUGAUCACCAGCCUCGUAAUGACUUACAAACAGAGAUGCAACUAAAAGAUUAUGAUAAUAAAGGUCCUGGACAAAGGCGCAGACCUUUUCAUGAGCAUCAGCCUUAUGAUGACUUACAGGAGCAGGCUCAGUUAAAAGACUUUGAUUAUGUUAAUAAAGGGCAUGGACAAAGGCCAAGACCUUUUCAUGAUCAUCCAGGUCACGAUGACUUGCCACGUGAAUGGUGUUCAGACAGAAGUCAAUCUUUUUCUUCCCAUGAAAAUGCACCAGAACCUCAUUUCUCCUCAUCUCCUUCACUUCACAGAGAUUACGGGUCUGAUAAUGAUGACUUCAACAGAAGUUAUAGUAAUCGACCAAAUUGCCCUGAAGACAACAGAAGAAUGCAUCCCUCAGAUGAAUUUAAUAGAGGAAGAAACAGAUUUGCACCAUAUUCUUCACGAACAAUGCAUCCAUCUUCAUCUGUACACCAAGAAGAUAGCUCAGUAGACUAUGAAAGAAAACCGUUUCAAGGUGAAACUGUCAGAGAGAUGGAACAAAGCAAAAGAUUACCAGUUGUAACAGUUGAUUACAAUUAUGGUCUGCCACUAGAUUAUGGAGCUGAAGAGGAAGAGAGAACGCAUUAUGAUUUAGCUCCAAGAGACCACUACCACUGGAACUGAAUAAAACAGGCAAUGUUUGCUCAGCUUAGACUUACUUUUACCCAUUUUACUUUGUAUGUGGACCAGUUUUGGGUUUUUUUAACAAAUUAGGAAAAUGCAAAUUUCAGUAGUAGAGAACUGGUCUCUAUUGUAAGAUUAGCUCCUACUGAUGUUUUGUUCUUUAAAUUUAUUUGGGUGUAUUUGUUAAGUGUAGUUGGAGACAAGGUCUCCGUACACAUGGAAUAAAAGUAGUCCUUCCUUUAAGUGAAAUUGGAACCCUGUACCUUAAAACAAACAACUUUCGGAGUGAUUGUAGUUGUGUCUUUUGUUUUACAUUUCUUUAAAAUGUAUGUAAUUUUCAGAUGCAAAAGUCAUAAUAAAAUACUGCACUAUCAGGUAAACUAGCAUUGAGAUUAUAGAAAAAAUACUAAGAAAUGAAUGAAGCGAAGUUAUGUCCAAUUGAUCCUUUAAUUUGAAAAUAGCAGUUUGAAUUAUCGCUAACAAUCUUCAGUAUUGCAGUUUAAUUCCAGAUUUUCUGUACCAUCAACUGAACUGACCUAGUUGCACUCUUUUUUCAUAGCAGAAUUUUUCCCAGAUUGCUAAGAAUGCAGAAGCAAAUGGAGUUUGAAUACUCUAAAUGUCAGACUUGCUUUUCGAUAAUCUGAAUAUCCCAUCUUGAUUGUAUAUUUUUUCCUGAUCCCAUAGGUUAUAUAUGGUUGAGAAUAGCCCAGUGCAGGUAAAUGUCACAAUUUUCUCACGUAUCAUCAGCUUACCUGUCUCAACUGGCCAAGAUCACUGGUGCCUAUAUAGUUACACGCCCUGUUUGUCAGUCCAGUUUUGUUUUUUACUACUUUCUUUUUACAGCACAGCAGAGUAAUGUAAUCAGAAUAGAAGAAUAACCUCUUCAGGUAAGUUUAUUUUAAGAGUCAUAUAUUGCACAGUCUCCCUUGAACUGCCACUUCAGUGGGUCUCAGGAAGGUAGUGCAACAAACAGUAACUAAAUUCAUGCAGGCAGCUGCACAGUAGCACCAACAGCUCCUACUGUGGAUAAAGAAAUCUUAGUUCAUAGGAUGGAAAACAGCAUUAAUGUAAUACUUGGGUAAAUUAAAAAAUGUGUAUUUUUCAUUAUUAUGACAUUUUCAUAAAUUAAUAAUUUUAAAAGGCAUCACAGUGAAUAAGGAUAAAGAUAGACCAUGAUAUUAAAAUAAACAAUUAAAAUGAAUGCUAGAUACUUCAGUCAUGCAGCUAAGAAACUGCCUCAAGAGCAGCCAGCUGUAAAGCAUAAAGCAAGAGGGUGCAGGUGUACACUAGAAAACUUUAAAAAAAAAAAAAAGUGUUCAUAGCCAGAACCCACAGAGCUUUUUUGCCUUUCAACUAGCAGCAUAAAACCCAGAUUUCUGAAUUCAUGGUUCUAUAGCUACUAAAUAAGGACUAGAUUUGAAAAGUGUGGAACAUCUGGCAGCUCCUGUUGUUUUUUUAACACAUGCAAAAAAGUUCCCAAAAUUAAAGGAUUCUGUGGAUAUAAAUUUAAACUGCAAAAGCUUCAUUGACAUUGCAACUGGUAGAACAACUUUGGCUUUGUUCACUGUACAAAGUAAAUAGUUUCCUCAUUUUCACAGCAGCUAGUCAAUUGUAUUUCCCAUUAAAUCUUGGAUUGUGAGCCUCAUUCAUGUGGUCUCAGGAAUGAAGCUCUCUAUAAACUGGUUGUGGAACUGAGCACCAAAUGUUAAGAAAAGGCAUUUGUUCCACUUGCCCUUUUUUUUU
Messenger RNA from Chroicocephalus ridibundus (black-headed gull), 4223 nucleotides. RefSeq lists its product as uncharacterized. The transcript has 13 exons. Gene Ontology annotation, biological process: dephosphorylation. Lineage: Eukaryota; Metazoa; Chordata; Aves; Charadriiformes; Laridae. The coding region runs from base 651 to 2480 and encodes 609 amino acids. Gene Ontology annotation, molecular function: protein tyrosine/serine/threonine phosphatase activity; polynucleotide 5'-phosphatase activity. The record is from RefSeq and is a predicted model, not a curated record.